Molecule: messenger RNA, 2631 nt
Organism: Acanthochromis polyacanthus (spiny chromis)
Lineage: Eukaryota; Metazoa; Chordata; Actinopteri; Pomacentridae
Product: quinone oxidoreductase-like
Exons: 8
Coding region: 130-1116 (328 amino acids)
Cellular component (GO): cytosol
Molecular function (GO): zinc ion binding; NADPH binding; quinone reductase (NADPH) activity
Source: RefSeq, a predicted model, not a curated record
CAAAACCGGAACCGGAAGUCAAAAAUUCAAUAGGAGAAGACGAAGAGGCAUAAAAGGAGGUGCGUAAGUGAGUUAGAGUGAAAGUGAAGUUUCCAACCGUGUGUGUGGAGUUUGUGUUUGGGUGCAGACAUGUCGGGCAGCAGAAUGAUGAGAGCCAUCCGGGUCAGCGAGUUCGGAGCCCCGUCAGUCCUUAAAGUGGCGUCCGGUGUGAGCGUCCCUCAGCCCGGACAGGGAAAGGUGUUGAUUCGUGUUCAUGCCUGUGGAGUGAAUCCUGUGGAAACUUACAUCCGGUCUGGAACUUACGCCCGGAAACCCGCCCUGCCGUACACACCGGGCAGCGACGCAGCAGGAGUGGUGGAGUCUGUUGGAGAAGGAGUCACUGCAGUGAAGGACGGUGAUCGUGUUUUCACCACAGGCACUGAGUCUGGAGGUUAUGCAGAAUACACAGUCGCUGCUGAGGACUGCGUUCACAAGCUGCCUGAUGCUUUAGACUUCUCUCAGGGAGCAGCCAUUGGGAUCCCAUAUUUCACCGCCUACAGAGCUCUGGUUCACAAAGCUCGUGCCACCGCUGGAGAAACCGUCCUCAUCCAUGGAGCCAGUGGAGGGGUUGGAAUUGCUGCCUGCCAGCUCGCUCGUUCUAUGGGCCUCAAAGUUCUGGGAUCAGCAGGAACUCCAGACGGGAUGAAGCUGAUUACCAACAACGGAGCCCAUCUGGCUUUCAAUCACAAAGAAGAAGGAUACACUGAUAAAAUCAUGGCAGCCACAGAUGGCAAAGGUGUGGAUGUGAUUGUGGAGAUGCUGGCAAACGUGAACCUGAGUAAAGACCUGCAGAUGUUGGCCCAAGAAGGACGUGUGACGGUUGUUGGUUCCAGAGGUUCAGUCGAGAUCAAUCCCAGAGACACUAUGGUUAAAGAGAGUUGCAUCAUGGGAGUGGUCCUUGCCUUUGCUACACCGGAGCAGAACAGGCAGUGUGCAGCGCAGCUCUUUGCAGGGAUGGAGGCUGGUUGGCUGCGACCAGUCGUCGGUUCCAAGUAUCCGCUGGACAAAGCCGCCCAGGCCCACAAAGACAUCAUCGAGUCCUCUGGGGCUGCUGGGAAAAUCGUCCUGACUAUGUGAUGACAGCAGCAUGCUUCAGGUCUGAGGUCACAGAGAUGGAGCAACACAACUAAUUCAUGUGCUACACUCAGGUGUAACAUCUUUAAUUCAAAUCACAUUUGCACGUUACUGCAGUAAAGAGGAAAAUUGCACUUACACACAAUCCUAUAGUUUACUUUUGGGGAUAAAUGUAUAUGCUGACAUGAAGGUCAUUCCAUUUCAAUGAAUCACAUUUUUUCAAUAAUUUCUGUUUGUUUGCUUGAAUUUUUCAUAGCAGAAAAUAUUUACAUUGAUAAAGCUAUUUAUACAUUUUUUUUGCUUGAUUUAUCAAAACUUUCUGACAUUUUUUUUUUUUUUUUUAUAAAAGUUGCCCGUUGACCCACAGAUUGAUAUCUGUAUGAGCAACAUUUUCUCAGAAGCUACUUAGGAUAAAAGCCUGAAGUUUUCACAGGUUUUUUUUUGUCAUACUGUCAUGUGAUAUUGGACAAUUACAUCAAACAGUCUCUGAUCAUGGAGGAGUUGAAACAUGAAGCCGUCAGAGUUCCAUCUUUGAACACAUAUGAACAAAAAUAUUGAUCAUGCAGAAGUCUGGUAGUGAUACUUUUUGAGCCAUGUGUAGAUUUAAUAUCACAGUUAUGCAAAACAAAACAUGGAAUACUUUUAAAUAUUCAAUAAUACUCCAUCACAAAAUGAAAAAUUAUGAACUUUCUGAGGUGGUUGAGCAGGCGUGACCAGUCGAACCACAGAAACAAAUGCAAUGAUUGUUUGAAAAAAACCCCACUAAUAUUCAGAGAUUGCAUCUUCUUGUCCAGUGAUGUAUUUGAGGCUUUUAUCUUUAAUAGCCCCUGAGAUCUAUCUCCACACAGGAUAUGCUAAAUGGAUUCCGUUAGCAUUUAACUAUUCCAGUGUGAUAUGGAGACAAAGUGUUACGAUAAGGAGCAGGAGAGGACUGUUAGCUUCCCUUAUCUGCUUGGUUUGACCUGUAAAGAUGAGGACAAGGUUCAAAUGAAAGAUAUUAAAUAUUAACCGCCAUCUUUUGGAAAUGUAAAUAACGUUUUUGGCAGCUGAAAGCCAAGUGCACACCUGCUACUUUGUUAUUCGGUCAAGAGCAGGGCUGGCCAGCACCCAAGUCAUGUUAGAUUAGAUAAAGUUAAAAAUGAAUUAUCAAAAUUAUGUUUGCUUUUUCUGAAAGAGAAAAGACAUUUAGACAUGAAAAUACUCUAAAAAUCAAUGUUUGAACGCACAUUUAGCUUGUAAACGGAUUAAUAAACAGCUAAAAAUGACACAACAUGGAAAACGUACCUUUCAUUUUUGACUCUGCUCAUUAAAGUUCAGUUUUAUUGCACAUUGAUUCGAAUUUCAUCAUAAAAGUGCCAAAAUAAUUUCCAUUUGCACUAAUUUUUCUACUUUUUUAGUUUGACUGGUAGUGACAUAAUCGCUUGAAUUGUUGAAUGUAAACAAGAAAAUUGGGUUAAAAUGCUGAAUUUUCUGAAUAAAAAUGGUAUAUUCUGGAAAAGUAAAGCAUCUUUGAGCAAA